Messenger RNA from Girardinichthys multiradiatus, 4860 nucleotides. RefSeq names its product sorting nexin 29 (gene snx29). Lineage: Eukaryota; Metazoa; Chordata; Actinopteri; Cyprinodontiformes; Goodeidae. Gene Ontology annotation, molecular function: phosphatidylinositol binding. Bases 380 to 2884 code for a protein of 834 amino acids. The record is from RefSeq and is a predicted model, not a curated record. The transcript is spliced from 21 exons.
GUUCGUCAUGUGACCACGGAGCCGUCAUGUCAGUGGUCAGUUUCAGUUUUCGCAGUGUCACAGGCUGAACAGAUUAUACUCUGAUAACUUUCCCUUUCUACGCCUAAACGGCUCUGCAGACAGGGGGUGACACGGCUUUCAGGUCUGCUUCGGAACCGUGUUCAUUACGGGUCAGCUGUGUAUUGGACCGUGACGCGGCUCGCCGGCAGGCCUCGCUGUUCACCGAGUGAGCAUCAGCGCUCACGCCGCUGUUGGGUGGGUCCGGCUCGGCUAGAGCGGCGGCAUGGAGCCGGUGCGUCUCUAGCUGAGUUCUGGUUCUGGGAGAUGAGAAGAAGCGUUUUAACCGAACUGUUCCCGCUCCUGGAGUUCGGUUGUCAGAAUGAACGGCACUCAGCAGAGUGAUGUGAAGAGACAGCAUCUCCUAGAAAGGCUGCUGGAUGCUGUCAAACAGUGCCAAAUCCGCUUUGGAGGAAGAAAGGAGAUUGCCACAGACUCAGACAGCAGGGUGAUCUGCCUGUGUGCCCAGUUUGAAGCUGUGCUGCAGCACGGCCUGAGGAAGAGCAAAGGUCUGGCCCUCACAGCUGCUGCUCUGAAGCAGGCUGCAGGCUUCAGCAGCAAGACAGAAGCAGAGCUGAACUUUUGGCUUUAUGUGAAGGAGCACCUGAACCGCCAUGAGCUCCAGCGCUUCUACUCCCUGUGGCACAUCUCGUCGGAGUUGGGCCGGGGUCGCGCCUGGCUGCGCUGCGCCCUGAAUGAGCAUUCGCUGGAGCGCUACCUGCACACGCUGCUGGCUGAUCACCCACGUCUGGGAACUUACUAUGAAGACUGGGCUUUUCUUCUUGACGAAGAGAGAGCAAGUAUGCUCCCCACUAUGGCUGCAGGUUUGAACUCCAUCCUGUUUGCCAUCAACAUUGACAACAGCGACCUGAAUGGCGCGGUGACGCGAGGAGGCUCGACUGUGUCCAGCCUCCUCAAGGAGUCCACUCAGGGCAUCGGCAGCCUCUUGAAGGAGUCCACCCAGGGAGUUAGCACCCUGCUACGAGAGAUCAGCACUGCCACGGCUGUGGUGCCUGGCUUCACCCCAAAGGUGGACGGAGCUUCGGACCCGCUGCCCGUCCUGCCUCGCAGCACCUCUGCUGACUCGGGGCUGAGGAAGGAACGACGGAGGAAAAAGAAGAUCACCACCAUCAUCUCCUUCGACGAUGACCUGGAUGGAGGGGCGGAGGAUGGAGAGGAAGAUCCGCAGAAAGUGAAGGCGACAAGGAGGAGUCGUGCCGCUCCGGCUCAGAGCAGCAUGGAGGAAGGGAUGGACCCCUUGGAGCCGACCUUCUCUGAGUCUCCGGCCCGGAACGGUGUCCCAGAUCCGAGUAUAGUCGGCUGGGUGGGGUCGCCCCACCCCCACCCCUGCCGCACGGCGCCUCCUGCUGAAUCUCCUCUGCUGGGCAGUAAGAGCAUAGACAAUGAGGAGGAGGAGGAGGAAGAGGAGGAGAUGUACAAACCCCGAAUCCAAAUCGAGGAGGAGGAGAGGAUCCCCUAUGAUCAGCUGGUGGUGGGCAGUCUGUCCAGCGUGUCCACCUGUAGUCCUGUCCAGGUCAUCACUCACCAGACCAGCGCCGACAUCCUGAUUCCCAUCAAUCCUGCAGACCCUCAGCCAGUGAGCUCUGUGGAGGACGCGGCAGUGUUUCCUGUUCAUUGUGACUCGACAGGAUUAGCGGAGAACUGCGAGAGCAGCAGGUCGCAGCACGCCUUCAGCAUGGAGUCCAGUCCACCAGUCCAGUCUGGUCCGCUCUCCAGUGGGCUGCCAACAUCGGCUCUACCAGAGUCCAUGACAGUGGUGGAGCUCCGUCAAGCCAUUGUAGCCAUGAUGAACAGGAAGGAUGAUCUAGAAGAACAAAACACGUCUCUUCGCAGUCUGUUAGAUGGGGAGAUGGAGCACUCAGCAGGCCUGAGGCAGGAAACUGAUUUGCUGAAGAAGAAGUUUGCAGAGCUGGAGGAGAGACACGGGGCUAAGGUCCAAGCCUUGGCCAGGGAGAAUGAAGUCCUGAAGGUCCAGUUGAAGAAGUAUGUGGGCGCUGUGCAGAUGCUGAAGAGAGAAGCCAGCCAGGGCAGCGACGUGUUGUCCAUGUCGCGCUCAAAUGAAGAGCAGGCUCCUUCGCUGCAGAACAAGUUCAUCGGGGACGUUGAGGAGCUCGCCGCCAGCUAUGAACGGAAACUCAUUGAGGUGGCCGAGAUGCACGGUGAGUUAAUAGAGUUUAACGAGCGCCUGUACCGCUCCCUCAUGGCCAAAGACCACCUUAUUGUCCAGAUGAGACAGGAACUCAUUGACCUCAGAGGACCGGUUCCAGGUGAUUUAAGCCAGACUUCCGAUGAUCCCAGUCUGUCGGAUUUUGAGACGGCUCAUCGUGCUCUCAUCAACGUGUGGAUCCCCUCCGUGUUCCUGCAGGGCAGAGCUGCGAACACCUACCACGUCUAUCAGGUGUACAUCCGCAUCCUGGACAACGAGUGGAACGUGUACAGACGUUACACCGAGUUCAGAGAGCUUCACAACCAGCUGAGAACCCAGUUUCCACAAGUGGACACCUUCACCUUUCCACCCAAGAAAGCUAUUGGGAACAAGGAUGCCAAGUUUGUGGAGGAACGGAGGAAGCAGCUGCAGGGCUACCUCCGCAUGGUGAUGAACAAACUGAUCCAGGCGCUGCCAGAGUUCACAGCCCGCCCCACCAAAGAGACCCUGCUGUCUCUAUUGCCUUUCUGUCUGGACACCCCCCAAGCCAAUGAAGGUGGAUCCAAGACUCCCCGAUCCAGAACUUCAUCUCGCUUCCCCAGACUGGGCCGCAGCCGCACACAGGAAACCAGACAAGAACCACAGAGCGGUGACCUUUGAGCCUUUAAGUUAAAAUAAACAUGGACCACGGUGUUUGUGUCUAUGGAUUGAGACACAAUGAGGAUGUUCAGGGACGUUUACCUCAAAGGAGAUGGAGAGGAAUGAGGUCACACUCUGGAGAUUUAUUUAAAGCUUGUCGUGUCGGCCCGUCAGACAGGAGAUAAAUGACUCCAGAUACAGCCGCCUGUCGAUGGACCCAACAUCCAGAACUUGUUGCCUCGCUUAGAGACCAGAAGGCUCUUUAUGAAGUCCAGCUGGAGAGAGCUGGACCAUUCUCCAUCAUAUCAACCAGACAAUGGGACUUCUUACUCUGCUCAGAGGUUGAUGUUCACAGUGCCUAUGAUGAUUUGUAGCUUCCUUCCUGAGCUCAGACGGGGUUUGGUGCUGAUUCAGCAGUUUUAGUGCCAUUACUACACAGACAACAAUGACUUACAAUCACUGGACCAUUAUGCUGCUGGCAUUCCUUCUCCCUGCCUUUAUUAUCUUAUUGUUGCUUUUAUAAAUGUAUAGAAACUGUAACGGAGCGUAAGGUCGCUGCGCUGAGGUCACCGACAGAAAUUACUUUAUUUUUUACAAUAACAGACAAAGUUUCUGGGAUUAACCAACAUCCUCAACGCAGCAGUUCUACCCUUUUGUCUCUGGGCGUCAUCUUUUUUACAUUUUGUAACAUUACAACCACAAAAUCUCAGUGUGUUUGAUUAAAUAUUUAUAUUGUAGAAACAAACCUUUGCUGCUGUUACAGUGAAGGUCUUUUUUACAUAACAGCUCGGGCUCAGAUUGGAUGGAGAACAUCUGUGAACAUCAGCUUUCAAGUCUCACCACAGAUUUCAGCUGGGUGUCAAGUCUGGACUUUGACUAGGCCACUCCAACCCAUGAAUCUGCUUUGAUGUAAACCAUCAUUGUAUUUCUGGCAGUGUGUUCAGGAUGGUUCUCCUGCUGGAAGGAGAACCUCCACCUCAGUCUCCAGUCUUCGGAUCAUCUAACAGGUUUUCUUGCAGGAUGAUCCUGGAUUUAGUUCCAUUCAUCUUUCAUCAACUCUGACCAGCUUCCCUGUUCCUGAUGAAGAAAAGCAUCCCACAGCAUGAUGCUGCCACUGCCGUGUUUUGCGUCCAGGGUUACUUGUAGACUAAAUAUUUUAUUUUUGGUCUCAUUUAAUCAGAUCAGUUCUUACCAUGUUAGCUGUGUCUCCUAUAUGAUCCGUGGCAAACAGCAAAUGGUACUUAGUAUGACUUUCCUUAUGCUGCCACCACUAAUAGUCAGCAGAUGCUCCCACCUGAGCAGUGGAUCUUUGCAGCUCCUCCAGAGUUACCAGGAGCCUUUUGGCUCAAUCUCUGAUUAAUGCUCUCCUUGCCUAGUUUAGGUUGACCUCCAUGUCUUGGUAGGUCUGCAGGUGGUCCAUCCUUUCUCCAUGUUCAGAUGAUGGAUUGAACAGACCUCUGGGAGAUGUUUACAGCUUAUUGUUGUAGAACCUAACCCAGCUUUAAAGUUCUCCACAACUUUCGUCUUGAUCUUUCUGCAGUGUUCCUCGGCCUUCUUGGUGAUCUUUGUUCUCUGAUGUUUCUUUCCAUUUUCUCUUGGUCUGUCACAUAAACUCAUUGAAGCUUGUGGUUGUAACGUGACAAUAUGUGAGACGUUCAGAUGGUGUGAAUACUUUUCUAAGGCAUCUGCAAUGUUGAAAGCUGAUAGAAUUAGCAAGCAGAGCUUCAUCAACUUAAAUCUGUGGUCCAGCAUCAGCUGACGAAUCAAAAUGUGUUAAAAACAGGAACAUCAUGCGGUCAAAAACAACCAAGUGACCACUGUAACGUCCUUCUAUGUAACAGAGACCUAAACGCCGUCAUGAGAUCAAAAAUCUAUCUAAUUUGAUACUUUCAGCCACAGAUUAGGCCUUCCUGUGGUUUGGAUAUUGACUUAAUGACAUCGUUUUAUGCUGCAGAUCACCUUCUGUAUGAACAUUAAAGCAAGAAAAGAAACAAAAA